Paramormyrops kingsleyae is the source of this 4689-nucleotide messenger RNA. It is a transcript of the gene xkr9, whose product is annotated as XK, Kell blood group complex subunit-related family, member 9. Gene Ontology annotation, cellular component: membrane. NCBI's taxonomy places the organism in Eukaryota, Metazoa, Chordata, Actinopteri, Osteoglossiformes, Mormyridae. The record is from RefSeq and is a predicted model, not a curated record.
AGCGAGACCAAGACAAGACCGAGGGAUCCGAGACCAAGACAAGACCAAGACCAAAGACCGUCGAGACUGUGACAAGACCAAGACCACAUAAAAGUGGUCUCCAGACCAAGACCGGUCUCAAGACAUCCAACUCUAUGUCCUGGUGUAUCAGGGUGAGAAAACGCAGGCAAACCCAGAAAGUGAUAAGCCGACAACACUUCGCCAUGUGUCACUAAGCACCAGUCCGCAGAUAAGAACGGCUUAUCGGAGGCGGGGAUGGAGGCUGGAUGAUCGGAGGCGGGGAUGGAGGCUGGAUGAUCGGAGGCAGGGCUGCGGUUCCGUCCGGGAAGCAGCACAGUGACGCCAGUAACCGCGGACGCGAGCCGGACGUGCAGGAUUGAAGCACCUGGCAGGAAAUGCUGACUGUUGAGAACCUUUACGAAGAUGUAAAAUCAGUGACAAGGACAGGCUUUUGCUCCAGUGGUAUAAACAUGUGUGACCUCCGGUACACCAGGGGGUGCCCUAUACCGGGUCCUCACGCUGAGGACAUGUAGGGAGGGACCGAGCAUGCGUUUCACAAAAUUCAGGUGGUUCCGCACUGUUGCGGGCUUGGUCCUUUAUGUGGCAGACAUCAUCGCUGAUGUUUGGGUUGCGGGACAGUAUUUCAGCAAUGGAAAUUUUGUCUGGGGUUCCCUGACCCUCCUCUUUGUCCUGAAUGGGUUUGUGUGCAGCCAGGUGUUCAGUUACGCCUGGUUCUGUGAUGACUUGGCCGCUGUGACCUCGACGGGCCGGAACUGCAGGCUCUCUCUGGUCGUGCUGCACGUUCUCCAGCUGGGCAUCUUCACCAGGUACCAACAGCACCUGAAGAUGGCCUGCAGGGUGCUGUGGACCAAAGAGUAUGACUGGUACGAUGAGGAUGAACUCCACCUGCAGCUGUUCGGCCAGGCUGCCGACCUGAGCAUGCUCCGGCUGUUUGAGACCUUCCUCGAGAGCGCCCCCCAGCUGGUCUUGCAGCUAUACGUCGUCCUGGGCCAUGACCAGAGGUCCAUAAUUCAGUAUAUCUCUAUCGUCGGCUCAUUCUUCAACAUCGCCUGGGCGACCGUGGACUACUGGCGAUGCUUUCGGCGGUCCAUGCCAAAUUUGUCUGAGAUGCCCCCUGGCGCCGCCCUGCUGGUGUACCUGCUGUACAAGCUGCUGAUGGUGUGCGCGCGCGUGCUCACGCUCAGCAUGCUGCUGCUCUUCAGCACCUACUGCCUCGCGGUUCUGCUACUCCUCUGGCUCCUGGGCUUCCUGUGGACCCUUGUAGUCCAGACAGAUUUCUGCACAUCCAAAGGUCUGGAGUGGUUCUACAGGGCUGUCGUGGCUUUCAUACUCAUAUUCACCUUUUUCAACAUAAAAGGCCAGAACACAAAGGUGCCCAUGACCGUCUACUAUGCCAUGUCCGCUCUGCAGAACCUGCUGGUGCCUCUGAUGUUCUUCUUCUUGACACCAGCUGCCGAGAAGUUGGACUUUUUCUGGCAGACGGUCGUUGUGAUAGCAGCGGGCACUAUCAUGGGCCUCCUGUUCCUCUCUCUCUACUACUCCUUCCUGCACCCCAGAAGAGAAGCUCGCAUAGCUGAUGUGGUGGAUGGACCAGAAGCUCGCAUAGCUGAUGUGGAGGAUGGACCAGAAGCUCGCAUAGCUGAUGUGGUGGAUGGACCAGAAGCUCGCAUAGCUGAUGUGGAGGAUGGACCAGAAGGGCGGCAGGGCGUUUCACUUGGCUGGACUCUGCGGAUGAGGAUGUUUUUACAGCCAUGACACCACUCUGCUGAAGGAAGCCUCAACAACAUGAGUGGGACAGUUUAAGACGCCGCGUGCAGCUCGAGGCCCAAAGCAGGCUGCCGAGGCUGGAUUCACUGGGGGGGACUUUGAAGGAAACGGCCCCAAACGCCCACUGACGGGACGGUGAGAGACGGUCACGCCACAGCACUGCGGCACUGUGCCGGGAAAGUGGAGAGCCGGCCGGCGAGAGACUGUUUUUCAUUACAGAUUCAAAGUCCAAAUAAAGCAUGAUUAAUGGGCUGCCAGCUGGGGUGUCUUUAAUUACCGCCAGGGGCACGGGGAGUUUGCCCCAGCUUGCUGGCAUGGCAUGGCAUGGCAUGGCAUGGCUCGGCUCAGCCCGGCCUCGGCCCUCGCCUCAUACCUGGAGAAUUCACAAAAUUGGGAAAGUUUGUGCGCCAAGUGCGGUUUGUGGGCCACAAGAUCCUUUAAUCACAGCGCACACGCUAACAAAUUAGCCCUGGCAGUGACAGAUUGUGCAGCCGGUGAGACUUAAUUAAAUACAAUCCGUUCGUUAGUGAUCAGAGGACGGCUCAAUGUUUCCUGGAGGUUCUGUAAAUAAAGUCCACAUGAAACAGCAGAAGAAUUUUUCUUUUCUUUUUUCCUGAAAAAUGUCAAAUCAUAAGCUUGAGCAAUGCAUGCUGGGAAAAUGCAACUGUAUAAACGCUUUUGUGCAGGCAGAUGGCCGUGUGCAAAAAGUGGUUGGAAAAAGGUUGCAAGCGUUUCCCUGUAGCAUAAGGGUGUUGAUGCUGCCUGUUGAUUGGCUGAGUCAGUGGGGGAGGGACCAGGUGACCAGACUUGUAGGUGAAAUGUCUUGCUGUCAAUCACUCUGAGGUCCUGAUGCCACAAUCCUCUGUGAGUCUGAAUCUGGCUGUUUUGGGAGAUGCCCUUGGCAAAGAUCACAAGAAUAUCAGCCAAUUAUUGAGCAGGCUAAUACGAAGGAUGUUGGGUUCAGAUCCUUAACGCCAGGUCCAGUUGCUCAUAGAACCCGUAUUUAGCUCCGAAUUCAGCUUGAGCAGAUGCCUGGGAAAGAGCUUAGCAUCCAGAAUCCGAGAGGAAAGAAACGCAGCCAAGAAUCCCGAAGUUGGUGUCAUUCAUACAGGAAAUUUAACCCGGUGAUUUCAGAGGGUUUCGAACAAAUCCCCUCUCUGUCUGCACUUGUCUGUGGGCUGACACGUCCCCCGCAAAGCAGAGCACUCUGGCCAGGCUGCCUCAUGAUGUUUCCACAGAUCCCUCAGCCUGGUUUCAGAGCUGAAGAUGAGCCACCUUCCAGCUCACUCUGGAUUUACACGGACAGCUGGGUGAGGAUAUCCAGUCUUUCCAGGAGGAGCAGUGAGACCUUCAAGACGAGAAGAACGUCUGAACAUCAGCCCUGCUCAUAUGGCACGCUGUCGCCUUCUCCCGUGUGGUAAAAAAAUGCAUCACAAACAACUGAAGAUCUGGAAGAAUCAGACAGAGGCUUGGCAAGACUUUCUGGGGUUUGAUCCAUCUGUCCGUCGAUGGCUCUGCUUCACAUUCUCGCUCUGACUUGCCCCCAGUCCACUGCAGCUCAGCAGCUGGACCCCGUCCCCCUUUCAGACAGAAAGCAGGAGGUGCAGCUUUGCUGGGCACGCGUCUACAGUGGCGAGGCUGAUGGAUUGGGGAGCACUCGUAUUUAUUUUUGCAGGCCUCUUUAUGGACGGGAGCCUGGUCCUCAGUGGAGAGCCUGCACAUCAUAGGGGCAAGCAGGCAAUCAGCACAAAAAGGAGGUUAUAAAUGAUGCAAAGGCAGCUCACUGCCGCAUAGAAGUGGAAAGGGCCCUCAGUUCGCCCACUGUCGCGGUCAGACCGCGCUCAUCUUGUCGUCCCGGAAGUCAUUAAUCAUCUGCUUUCUCUUCCCAGAUCAUGCAGAUUAGGCCCUUAAAUGUGAACCACUAAUUGUGAUACAACUUACAUGGCCAGUGAUGAUGGGAGGUCACCUGAGAGACAUACUAAAAUGGAGCAGUGUGCCCUAAGGAGACUGUGGUACCAGGCCUCAGAGAGCAGCAUCAGUGCUCAGGCAGUGGUACAGUACCAGUCCUCAGAAAGCAGUAUCAGUGCUCAGGCAGUGGUAUCAGUCCUCAGAGAGCAGUAUCAGUGCUCAGGCAGUGGUAUCAGUCCUCAGAGAGCAGUAUCAGUGCUCAGGCAGUGGUACCAGUCCUCAGAAAGCAGUAUCAGUGCUCAGGAAGUGGUACCAGUUCUUAGAGAGCAGCAUCAAUACUCAGGCAGCAGUGAAACCUUUUUUCCUUUUAUUAGUGGGAAAAAAACAAACCAAACAGAAAGUCAGCUGUUUUGUGAAUCUGGAGGUAACACACUGAUGUUACACAAGGGAGACAUUAAAUCUCAGGUUAAAUCACAACCGUAACCCCUCCCCAAGACACUACAGUAGCACCACAAGGUGUGUUUAAAUAAACUGCAUGGUUUGAUUGACCCCGCUGAGGCUACAUUUUUGCAACAGACAUGAAAUUAAAGGUGAAAGGGAAUCUGUGUUGGUGUUUAAUGGUGGCACCAAAUGGUAUAUGGCCGUUUUACCACCCCCUGCUGAUCGCCUUCACACGGCAUGCCAACGUGCAUCUGCAGCUACAGUGCCUCCCCUUGACAACGGUAAAACACUGAGUUAUGACAGAGAUGGCAUGCGGAAUUAUAAUGUAAUGCCAGCCUUUGAUGCUGCUUGGGUGAAAUUUGUUAUACAUUAAGCCAGUGAUAAUCUGAUUAUAGACAGCGAUCCAUUAAAUGUACUGGAAAAAUGGGCCAUGCACUAGUUUUGAACUUGAUACUGGAGGGAAACCUGAGAUCUACUGUGAAUCAUUAAAGGCCCUUUGAUGUAAUAUUUAAUCCAUCUGCACUUCAGUAGAGAAAUCCGUAUAUAAAAAAG